CCAGAAUAAUAAUAACUCACGCGAACGUUUCUCUCCUCCUCCGUCUCUCGUCGAUCCCACUCUUCACGUCUCGCAGAUAUUUUGGCUAGAUUCAAGCUUCAAAACCCUAAUUUCUGUAGCCAUUAGCAUCGAUUUCAGCUCAAACUACAGAUUCAAGGAAACAAUUAUUUUAGCUUCUCAAGUGCUACUUCAGUGAUCAGAUACAAUGUCAGCUUUGUUCAAUUUCCAUUCGUUUCUGACGGUGGUGCUGCUUGUGAUCUGCACUUGCACAUAUCUCAAGAUGCAGUUCCCUGCCAUUUUGGAGCAGAAAACUGGGUUUCGAGGAUUCUUUUGGAAGGCUGCUAGAAUAGGUGAGCGUUUGAGCCCUUGGGUCUCUGCUGGAUGCUUCAUGAUGGGUGUGUCGAUCAUUUUCUUUUGAGUGUCAACUUCUUACAGAACCGGUUCGUCUAGAUUUUUCUGUAUGCAAAAGAUUCCAAGGGGUUGUUGAUGAAACCGAAAGAGUAGAAUAUUAUCCUCUUUGGAUUAUGGAUAUGGUCUUGUAUUUGGAACAAUUGUGUCUAAUAUUUUGAUGUGUGAGACAA
Arabidopsis lyrata subsp. lyrata is the source of this 581-nucleotide messenger RNA. RefSeq names its product protein kish. Gene Ontology annotation, biological process: intracellular transport; protein secretion. Bases 206 to 418 code for a protein of 70 amino acids. The record is from RefSeq and is a predicted model, not a curated record. Lineage: Eukaryota; Viridiplantae; Streptophyta; Magnoliopsida; Brassicales; Brassicaceae. The transcript is spliced from 5 exons.